This is a messenger RNA of Mya arenaria, 1485 nucleotides long. RefSeq lists its product as uncharacterized. The transcript is spliced from 12 exons. Gene Ontology annotation, molecular function: enzyme regulator activity; calcium ion binding. Lineage: Eukaryota; Metazoa; Mollusca; Bivalvia; Myida; Myidae. The coding region runs from base 89 to 1225 and encodes 378 amino acids. The record is from RefSeq and is a predicted model, not a curated record.
ACCACCUCAUUUAUUAAACAAAAACAAAUAUGUAGCAAAGAUAGUAUUAAAUAUUUUGAUUAGUGUUUGGAGAGGCUUAUGUCGUAAAAUGGGAGAACAACUUACUGAUGAAGAACUUCUGGACUGUAAGCGGGCGUUCGGGCUGUAUGAUCGUGACGGAGAUGGGUCCAUCAGCAGCCGGGAGCUUGGCGCCGUUAUGAGGGCCAUGGGGUACAGCCCCACCGACAACGAGAUCACGGACAUGCUCAACGAGGUUGACACCGAUGGUAUCGGAGAGAUAACAUUCCCAGACUUCACAUCCAUAAUGGCGAAGAAGCUGAAAGAAUAUGAGGGCGAGGAAUCGCUGAGGAUUGCCUUCCAGGUCUUCGACAAGGAGGGGAAUGGACAGGUUUCUGUUUCGGACUUUCGGUACAUAAUGGAGAAUAUUCGUGCUGCGGUCACAGAGCAGGAAAUUGAAGACAUGGUCAAAGACGCUGACCCAAACAAUACCGGAUUCUUAGCAUACAACGAAUUCAUCACAUGGCUCUCGGGAAAAUCCCCCUCCUCCUCAUGUCACCUCAUCCUCACCCCAUCCUCCUCAUGCUCCCUCCUCCUCGCACCCUCCUCCUCAUGUCUCCUCCUCCUCGCCACCCUUCUCAUCAUGCCCCCUCCUCAUCGCCCCUCUCCUCCUCAUGCCCCCUCCUUAUCCCGUCUCCCCAUUAUCCUUGUCUCCCCUUUUCCACGUCUCCUCCCUGUCUACCUCGUCCUCAUCGUCGUCGUUGCCGUCGAGUUUUGUUCGGACACACUGACAGAAGACCAAAUACAUGAGUUCCGCGAGGCGUUCAGCCUGUUUGACAAGGACGGAGAUGGCAUGAUCACCACACAGGAGUUGGGCAUAGUGAUGAAGUCCCUGGGUCAGAAGCCCACAGACAACGACCUCAAAGACAUGAUCAAUGAGGUGGACAUUGAUGGCAAUGGAACGAUUGACUUCGCAGAGUUUCUGACAAUGAUGGCUAAUAAGAUGAAGGACGGCGACCAGGAGGAGGAGCUACGAGAGGCCUUUAGGGUAUUCGACAAGGACGGCAACGGCCAAAUAUCAGCGGCGGAGUUACGUCACGUGAUGGCUAAUCUCGGGGAGAAACUCACGGACGAGGAGGUGGACGAGAUGAUAAAAGAGGCGGACAUGGACGGUGAUGGCCAGGUCAACUAUGAAGAGUUCGUGUACAUGAUGCAGUCAAAUAAAUGAGGGAACAUGUGAAAAUCUUCACUACCAUUCGGUUGGAGGAUUAAUGAUUUAAUUGAUUGGUGUGUUGUUAGACGUUGUUGUUAUGUCAUAUGUAUAAAAUACAUCUUAUCCAUGUGUAAAUAGGCAAAUGCCAAAUGUUUGCAAUGUAUAUGUUGAAUCAAUGUAUUUUUAUAACAUUAUUAUGUGAAUGUGUAUUUUAAGUAUGUAGUUCUAUUUUGAAAGUGUGAAUAUACAAAUAAAUUCCAUAUUUCAUAUUUAAA